Messenger RNA from Colletotrichum fioriniae, 1863 nucleotides. Lineage: Eukaryota; Fungi; Ascomycota; Sordariomycetes; Glomerellales; Glomerellaceae. The record is from RefSeq and is a predicted model, not a curated record.
AUGGCUGUCACACAGCCCGAAAUCGACGACGACGAGGUUUUCCGGCCUACUAUGACCGAAUUCGACACGGUCGAGACAUGGGCGAAGAAAGAACUUGGCGUUGAAGAGAAUGAUGCACACUGGGAGGCGCAAAUGGCGAGGUUGCUAUACUACAUCGACAUGCCGAAAUAUGAGUGCGAGAAGAGAGCCCGGAGAGCAGUCGAACUUAAUCCUGAUGAUUGGUUCGCCGCUUAUAAUCUCACCCGCUCAUUCGACGAGGAUCGUGACGCCGAGGCGAUCUCGGUUCUCGAGGAAAUUGUUGAGAAACUGUCGAGUCAUCCUCCCAGCACAUUCAGUCAGCACGAUCGGGAGUCAUUUGCGGGUGUGCUGGAGACCUUGGGCGAUCGUUAUUGGAAUAUGCCCGACAAUUCCGGUACAAAUAAGGCAUUCCAUAGUUACCUCCAGGCCUUGGACCAGACUCAGGACCCCGCGGCCGGGAGCUACCGCCAAUUCAUUGCGAACAAGCUAGGACAACGCAGGGAAUGGAAACUCAUUAUCGAGUUCUGCGAGAAGCUCCAUUCAUUCACUUUUGGUGGUAUGAAUCUGGCCAGCAAAAUUCUCGGCGAUGGAACCGUCUACAAUACCCGGGAGUUCUGGUACGCGAUGUGGAACGCAUGCUACCGUACCGAUUGUUGGGAUUUGCUCGCGGAGAUGUGGAGAGGCACCAACAAAAAGUCCAGUGACCAGGAAAGAGACCCGUAUUGGAACUCCUAUACAAAUAUGUGGUAUGCCAUUGGUUUGUUUCGUCGACCUGGCCAUGAGGAUGAAGGUGUGAUGAUGCUGGAAGGUAUUUUCAAGGAGAACUGUCUUACCGAGCAAGUGCCAUUCAUGCAAUUUGACGUUGCUUCUACUCUCCUAGUCGCCUACAACAACAGAGCUUUCGCCGAAAAUACCUCGGCCGAUACGAGAAAGAUUUACGCCAACAAGACGGAGGGUUUGCUGAAAGGCCUUUAUGAAGGCAUUGCAACACCCGAUCUCUGCCUGUUCCAGCUAGCCCGAUUCUUCCACCUAAACGGAGAGCAAGAUCGCGCCAGAGACCGUGUUACCAUUUUCACAGCCCAGAGACUCGAGAUGCUAUCCGACGAAGAUGUCAGCAAUGAUUACGAUUCGUUCCGCGAUCUGGCUCUUUUGUUCAUCGCAUUUAUGGAUGAGGCUAACAUAGUCGCAUGCUGGGAGAUGAUGGCUGUAUCAAGAUUCGCUGAACAAAAAGAGUAUGAGCGUAAGAUGGAACAAUGGCGCAAGCAAGAGGAGCGACAGAUUCGUCUAGAAAAUGCUGCCGCUGCAAAGAGGAAUGCCGGCGAGAACAUAGAAGCGCCGACAAUAGAUCAGAUGAUCGAGGAUCUGAAGGUAGAGAGCCCAAGGGAGAGCACAGAAGAGACGGCUGUGGAAGGAGGAGAGAAAGAGACUGGAGAGGGAACAGCAAAGAAGUUGUCGGAGGAAACAGAAGAGGCCGGGAUUGAGCCCUGGAUCGAUAUGCCGGAGAUGCCCGAUAAUUCGAUCUUCAUCUGCUCCGAGCAAUGCGGAUUCAAGACUCAUAUUCCCAUUGGUAUCUGGCUCUGUACAACUUGCAUCGUUGGCCCUAGUCUCUGCAACACAUGCUACGCAGAUAUCGGGACCAAUGGAGUCAGGGACAUAACAUGCGGAAAGGACCACAAGUUUUUCCAACUGCCUCCGUGCAGUAGAGCCUCGAUCCAGGAGAUUCCCGUUGGUCACAUUAGGGUUGGCGGAGAGUUUGUUGCAUUGGAGGCAUGGAAGGCAACGGUGGAUGCCAAAUACGGGCCCUAUGUAGAAAAGAUAGCUGAGGCUGACGAGAAAAAUAAUUAG